AUGGCUGAGUACGAAGCUUGUAUUCUUGGCAUCAGAAUGGCUCUCGACAUGAACAUUCAAGAAUUAUUGAUAAUUGGUUUAAAAGAACAACCAGCGCAUUGUUUACAUGUGGAAAAGGAAUCGGAUGGAAAUCCAUGGUAUAUCGAUGUGAAAAGGAGGACUCCUGAUCUGGGAUUACUAAGAUGUGUGGAUGAUGUAGAAGCCACAAAAUUGCUCGAAGAAGUGCACGCUGGAGUGUGUGGGAUGCAUAUAAAUGGGUUUACAUUAGCAAAUAAAAUAUUAAGGGCAGGAUACUUCUGGAUGACUAUGGAAAAUGAUUGUGUUCGAUUUGUCCAAAGAUGUCAUAAAUGUCAGGGCAUGGAUGUUAUUGGACCAAUUGAGCCUGCGGCCUCCAAUGGUCAUAGGUUUAUUUUGGUCGCCAUUGAUUAUUUCACGAAGUGGGUCAAAGUUGCUUCCUAUAAAGCUGUGACGAAGAAAGUUGUGACUGAUUUUGUUUGCAAUAAUUUGAUAUGUCGUUUUGGAGUUCCUGAGUCUCUCAUCACGGACAAUGGUGCAAAUCUUAACAGUCAUUUGAUGAAAGAUAUAUGUGAACAAUUCAAAAUUACCCACCGUAAUUCAACUGCAUAUCAUCCUCAAAUGAAUGGAGCUGUGGAAGCUGCCAAUAAGAACAUCAAGAGGAUAUUGAGAAAGAUGAUUGACAACUACAAAUGUUGGCAUGAAAAUUUGCCGUAUGCCUUGCUAGGUUAUCGCACCACAAUUCGAACUUCAACUGGAGCAACUCCAUAUUUGUUAUUAUACGAAACAGAGGCAGUGAUACCGGCUGAAGUUGAGAUACCGUCUUUGAGGAUUAUUCAGGAAGCUGGAUUGAGCGAUGCCGAAUGGGUUCGUGAUCGAUAUGAGCAGUUAACAUUGAUUGAUGAGAAAAGAAUGUGUGUUGUUUGUCACGGCUAG
This is a messenger RNA of Solanum lycopersicum (tomato), 951 nucleotides long. The record is from RefSeq and is a predicted model, not a curated record. NCBI's taxonomy places the organism in Eukaryota, Viridiplantae, Streptophyta, Magnoliopsida, Solanales, Solanaceae.